Mugil cephalus (flathead mullet) is the source of this 4180-nucleotide messenger RNA. RefSeq names its product neural proliferation, differentiation and control, 1b (gene npdc1b). Lineage: Eukaryota; Metazoa; Chordata; Actinopteri; Mugiliformes; Mugilidae. The coding region runs from base 193 to 1230 and encodes 345 amino acids. The record is from RefSeq and is a predicted model, not a curated record. The transcript is spliced from 9 exons. Gene Ontology annotation, cellular component: membrane.
GCGGUCAUACGUGCCUCGUCUAGGAUUCAGCCGAAGGAAUCGGAGAGAACUAUCGGGGAGAGCAGCCGAGGCGUCGGUUCGUGGUGCUCGGGACAGAGCGCUGAACACGCAGAGGCAGCGUCCGGCUGAGCCCCGUUUAUAGUUAACUGUCAACCCGCAGUUCUUUCCCCCUGAACACCAGGGGAUGGGGGAAUGACCAGCGGCGACUCCUUUCCUCCUCCUCCUCCUCCUCCUCCUCCUUCUCCGCAUCCUCCUGCUGCUCCCCCCUCGCUCGGUCUCAGUGUCCGCUGUCAGCCUGUCGGAGCUCUGCCCAGGAUGCGGACUCCGCUGCUCGGCCAGGCUGCGGUGUUUGCGGCGUUGUUGGCUCUGUCCUCCGGCCUGACAGGAUCACAUCUGUGCCCUCGGAGUUUAGACUGUGCCCGUGAAGGACGACACUUCUGCCGACCGGGCAGCUCAUACUGCGGGCCCUGCCUGCACCCUCUGGUGGAGAACUCCCAUGGCCGCUGUGUGGUCAAGAGGAGACAUCCUCAUCACUCCACUCAGUCCAGCAAAGGUAAGGUGAGCACCUACCCAGAGCUGGACGAGGAGAUCGACUUCCUCUCUGCAAUCAUCAGUGAGCAGAGAACGGAGUCUAAGCUGCCAGCUCCGCCCUCGCAGGAUGUCAAAUCUGGCUCUGUGCAUGGAGCGCCUUCCACAGAGCAGCCCACGGUACAGAGCGUCCCCUCCACCAACGCAUCUCCACCCAUGACUACCACCACGAACCACACCCCUGCUUUGCUCAUCCACCCCAUCAUCCUCCCCUACCACUCCAAUGACCACGUCUUCAUCGCCAUGAGCAGCGUCUUCAUUGCGGCCGGUUUGUUGGUGUUCAUUGCAGCAGGAGCCUGUUGGGUGAGAUUGCAAAAAGGGGUGCGUCUAACUCAGAAGGUGGACUACCGUGCAUACGGACUAAUGAGAGCCCAAACCUUUGACAAUCUGCCUGGAGACAGGAACCUGGCCCACAGUGCCCAGAUGUACCACUACCAGCACCAGAAGCAGCAGAUGCUCUCCCUGGAGAAACACAAGGAUGAGCCAAAAGUUCCUGACUCAGGGGCAUCAACAGAUGAGGAGAAUGAGGAUGGAGAUUUCACAGUGUAUGAGUGUCCUGGGUUGGCACCAACAGGGGAGAUGGAGGUGAAGAACCCACUGUUUGACGACUCCACCCUUUACGUUCAGAGAUUCCACAAGUAAUCCUGGACACUGAGGCAUUUCACACUCCAAAUGCAGCACCCGUGUGUAGAAAUGGUUGAAUUUACACACUCCACAUAGACUGCUGUGCUCAGUCCAACCCUUUAAAUGGACAGGAUGGAAAGAGUGAAGUAGCCUGCAUGGAGGAGAGAGAGGAGAGACUCUUGCUUGAAGUAGGACUGAAACUGGGACCAACCCUUCCCAUUUGGUUUUAUGACACCAACCUUAUUUCCUUGUUUUGUUCACAAAUUUGCUGUUAGUCUCUACCUAAGAACUUCUUCUGGUCAGGCUGCAGACAAACUUAUUAUAUCUGAAAAGGUCUGGUCAUGUAGGAGGCACUGGUGACACAGAGGUUUCUAGUAAAUUCUCCUUCUUCCGUUGAGUUCUCACUGCAGGCUUUUUUUUUAUUUCAGUAUUUUAAAGAAAAACAAAUGCUGUUUUAAUAUUCCAUGAGCACACCUCCAUGCCGCACCGUGAACUGUAUCAGUAUGUUGCUGUAUGUACCUAUUGUGAUCUCAGUCUAGUUCCUCUGUCCAUUAACUGAUAACGCCCUGUAAGAAACCUGAGAGACAAUAUGCAUUUACAAGUUUCUUGUGCAAACUUGCUAAUGGAAGAUUUAUACACACAUUCUUAUAUAUACAUUAUAUAUAUAUAUACACAUACACACACACACACACACCUUGAAUGAUUUCAAAGGAAUUUGAAACUUCUUUAUCUGAGCUCUGAAACAGAGUCUGUCUGUAUAUAGGGUACCUGGCUAACAUGGCUUGUCCCCAUGGUUUUGUGAUUUGUAUAUAGCUGCUAAUGUGUACAGGACAUCCACCUUCCGUCUUAGUCUGCGGGUUUGUUUACACAUUCCUCUCGGUUCCUUAGUGCUGUGUCUUUUAGUAUUUGCAGUGUCAGAGAGUUAGACCUGUUCAGGUUUUUAAAAAAGUUGACCCAUUUGUUUGAAUGAAAGCAUUUAUACAGGUAGGUACAGGAGGUAUAAGCAAGUUUCCACACAAUAGUACAGUGCUUAACAUGGCUUUUAUUAGAAAGGUUUAAAUUCUGCAUUGAGCAAAAGAAAAGGAAAACAUUCAAGCAGUCAAUCAAGAAACUUCCAAUAUCCACUCAAGGCUUAUUUUCAUUAAUCAUAACAUGUACGCAUAUUUGAGAAUAUUUCAGGUGAGACACACUCUUUCUGAUAUGAAAAUAGUCCCUACUCGUCCAAGCAUUUCCAUUAAAAGCUUGGAAGCUGCAAAUUUCACAGUGAAGCAUUUCAGAAAAACACCCCUGUUCGCUGUUAGCAGGCAGAUACUGGUCUAACCCUUUACUUGAAGGGGAUGUUGUCCUUUGUCAUGUGUGUUAUAACCCUAUCAGCAACAACAAUAAAACCAGUGGAGUGAAAAACAUCCCUCCCCUAAACCCAAAGGCCCCCACUAACACAGGACACCCUCAGAAGACUCGUGUCCAUUCCCAUAUUAACUCAUUUGGACACAAAAUAUUAGGCAAGUGGUUGUAAUGUUGCUGCUCAUCUGUGUACACACGGUUUUAUUAAUUUUUUUUAAUUUAAACAUUGUCAUCUGUGGAUGAUGGAUUACACUAUUAUUACUAAGUCUCCAGUUGAGGAGGUACACCAGUCUAAGACUAAAGCAGCCCUACAUGUAUGCUGUGAUACUCUUAAACUGCAUCAUACACAGAUUUGUUUGUGUUGUUUAAUCUGGCCUCCUUCAUUUCAGCGAACAACAAAAACACUUCAUCCAACAAUCACCAAUCUCUUGUCAUCACGGUAGGCUCUGACUGAAUGUAUACAAUCAGAUAAAAGGAUAUAAAGAAUGCACAGAUCAACAUCUGUCUUUCCAGUCUCAUGUCAGUGGUCUGCCACGUCAGAGCCAUUUAGUUGGAAACAGAUUCAACAAUAAACCCUGCAAAGGAUUUGAUUGGUCCAACAGAUCGUCGCUGGAGCGUCCGUUCCCAGCAGAGGGACUCCAGGCCAAAUAGUAGGUGGGGUUAGGGUUUUAACAGGAACAUCUGUCUGUUUCUGUUUCUGUUUCCCACCUCAAAAUCACAUGACUACGGACAGAUUAGCUGUGAUUGGAGGAAUCAGCUUUCUGUCUCCAGUGAAAGGUACUGUAACAACUCACUGUUGGCCAGAGACUUCAAUCUCAGGAUGUGACCACCGACUUUCCACCACAAAUUCUAAACAAUCAUGUAGGCGCGGGAAGUUGGUCUGCCUUCCAGGCUGUAUGGAUGACAUUAUGUAGAGAUUGUUUCCUGUUGUGAAUCCCUUAUGGAUGUUAUUUUAUUAAAGUUGUUCUUCUCACCUAGUGUACAUUAUAUAGUCUGUAUAGGACUGGGUGUACAGAACCACCUUUCUGUAUGCUGCAUAUCACCCUGUCACAUAGAUUCCACUAUACACCCUGGAGGACUCUUCAGAUACAGUAACCCCAGACAUAUCUGUGGCCUCUUGCCAUCGUCUCUCAGGAAAGCCACUCUCUGUGGCUCCUCUCUUCUGCCUGCUCCUACGCCCUCACUAAACUCUACUUGAUCUGCACACAUACACCAACAUGUCGAUAUGUAAAAAGGAAAAAUAUCUACAGCCCGUACCAGGGAGUAUUAUCACCACAGCUCUUUAAUUGUGUUGUAAAGCCUGUUUUAUUCAAAGCUGCCGAGCUUGUGGAACAAAAUGAUGGAGCGGUUGGAGGGUUCUCAUGUUGUUUGCCUUGUUUUUUCUUUUUUUUUUUUUUUUUGGCUGUAGCUAUGCUUUCCCUUAACCGCCUGAGAGCUAAAUAAAAACUGAGCUGGUUGUCUCUAGAACAAGUUGCCAAGGCUGGCUGGCUUUGAUACAGACUGUUUUUCCGAUUACAACUGAUAAGUUCUGUAUACUAAGGAGAACUUCUUUACCACCAUGUUUAGCAUGCAUGUGGAUAUACCAGAGCUGAAAUGAAGGUAAUAAAUAUUUAUAUAAUCUGAA